Henningerozyma blattae CBS 6284 is the source of this 1758-nucleotide messenger RNA. Its product is annotated as [histone H3]-lysine(79) N-trimethyltransferase. Gene Ontology annotation, cellular component: nucleus; nucleosome. The coding region runs from base 1 to 1758 and encodes 585 amino acids. Gene Ontology annotation, biological process: DNA damage checkpoint signaling; subtelomeric heterochromatin formation; DNA repair. Gene Ontology annotation, molecular function: histone binding; histone H3K79 methyltransferase activity. The record is from RefSeq and is a predicted model, not a curated record. The transcript has a single exon. Lineage: Eukaryota; Fungi; Ascomycota; Saccharomycetes; Saccharomycetales; Saccharomycetaceae.
AUGUCUUCUAAUCAUGAACCUCCAGAAGAAAAACCUGAGAGCACUAGUAGCAGUGAUAGUGAUUUAACCUCAGUUUCUCAAUUAGAUUCUGUUAGCGAACAAUCAACUGAGAUUGAGGCGACUCUCCCUGAUAGUAAGCAACUAAAUACUGAAACCAAAACAGGUACCAUUUCUAAACUUUUAAAUGAUGAAAAAAGUGAUUGUUCAGAGAUAUCAGAUAAAGUAAAGGAGAAGCUCAUGCCAGUGCCAGAAAGUUCCUAUAGGGACUCAUCAUCCACAAGUUUAGGCAACAUACAAUUUACCACAAAGCGUCCCAGGAAAGUUGAGCCAAGUAUUAUUUCAAGCCCAGAAAUAUUGAAUACAUCAAUGAACGUUGAAACUGCAAGAUAUUCACAGCUAGAAAGUAACAAUACUACUACUCAAACAACAAAACCUACCGCUACCUAUGCCACUUCAAUUUCAAAAUUAUCCAGUGCUCAAAAUUCAACACCAAAUAUAAAAAAUAAGCCUUUAGCUAGACUAUUUUCCGAAUAUAACGACGCACAUGAAGGAGAACAGAGCAGAUUUGUUGAAAAUUAUAAAACGAUGAUACAACUUCAUUAUAAAAUGUUUGACCUUGACUAUAUAGAGUCAAAAGCAACAUUCAUGGGAACAUUAAUCCCUUCAACGAUGUUAACAAAGCAUUUUACUAAUUUAUAUGAGCAAAAGGUAACGAAAAUAAAACUUAUACCGUCUCCAUUAUUUAUUGAUUAUGAAGAAGAUUACGACAUUAAUUUUGAAAAUAUUGACAAAAGAUUUAAUCCUAUGCUAGAAAUUGGUAAGAUAAUUGAAUAUACAUACUUAAUUUUUCUUCCGGAACGAUUCAAAUCUAAUUUUGAGCGUAAUAUUAUAACACCUCUAAAUCUCUCAUAUGAUAACCUUAACAAAGAGGAUUUUAUAAGGAUUGUUAGUCUGCAUAAUGAAACCUUGAGAAAAAUUCCGAGAAAAGAAAUUUUAUCACAGCUGAAGAAUAUUAAAUCAAUACCUCAAUCAUUUAUCCAUGACUUUUUACAAUGUGUCUAUUCAAGAAUAGUUACUCCAAGGGCAAAUGAUUUAAAACAUUAUGAAGCUUUUAGCAAUAAUGUUUAUGGAGAACUGCUGCCCAAAUUCUUAUCUGAUGUAUUUAUGCAAUGCAAUUUAAAUUCAAAUUCCAUAUUCAUUGACUUGGGAUCUGGUGUCGGUAAUUGUGUAGUUCAAGCUGCUUUAGAAUAUGGCUGUAAAUUAAGUUUUGGUUGUGAAAUUAUGAAAAAUGCCAGUACAUUAACCGAGCUACAACAAGUAGAGCUAGAAAAUAGAUGUAAACUAUUUGGAAUUCGUUUACAAGCAAUUGAUUUUUCAUUAAGAACAAGCUUUGUAAAUAACGAGAAAGUUUCCACACUUUUAAAGAAGUGCGAUGUAGUACUUGUGAAUAAUUUUUUAUUCGAUUCUGACUUAAAUAAACAAGUAGAAAAUACCUUGAAAGACCUGAAAAUUGGAUGUAAGGUUAUCUCUCUAAAAAAUUUGAGGCCGUCAGGGUACACAAUAGACUUCUUUAAUAUCGAAUCAAUUUUAAACCGACUAAAAAUUGAACAAUUCAAAUUAAAUGAAGAUUGUGUUUCAUGGACACAUAAAGGAGGUGAAUAUUAUAUUUCAACUGUACUAGAAGAUUUUGAUGAGACGCUAUUUGAUCCUAGUAGAAGACAUAGAAAGACCAGACGUCCAUCUAAAUAUUCGAGAUAA